GGCGGCGCAGGGGGCGGGCGGCGGCUCCUGGAGGCCAGCGAGCGCUUCGCCGCCGGCUACAUCCAGUGCAUGCACGAGGUGCACACCUUCGUCUCCAGCUGCCCCGGCAUCGACGCCACCACGGCCGCCGAGCUGCUCAACCACCUGCUGGAGUCCAUGCCCCUCAGCGAGGGCGGCCGCCCGGCCUCGCUCACGGACGCUUUGGCGGAGCCCGCGCUCGGCGCCUGGCCCGCGGGCGGGGCGCUGGCCCUGCCGGCCGCAGCCCGCCCGGGGCCGGCCCUGCCCUGCCCCGCGGACGAGACCUGCUCCGACUCGGACGAGGCGGAGGCCGAGCCGGGCCGGACCGGCACCGACGGACUGGACGCGUCCCAGACGCAGGGCCUGGCCUCGCCCAAAUCCAUGUGGAGACCCUGGUAACAGCGGAGGGGAGGGCAGGCUGCCCCCCCGCACACACGCGUGUCGAGCGUGUCUGCCGCUGUGUGAGUGCCUGUCUGUCUGUCCGUGAGUGUCUGUCUGUCUGUCUGUGUGUGGUGCGCUGGCACUGGGGGCUCGGGCUCUCUGACGCUGUCACACCCUGACAGCCUAAUAGCGAACGCCUUCACAUUUCAUCCCUGCGUGUUUUGUAACUUCAGGGGUUGUUUUUACGGGAGGAUGGGGGGAAGGAGGGAAGGGGUUUGUAGUAGCAAAGCUCUCUGGUGGAGACAGUUUGGUUUGUUUUUUUUUUUUAUAACCCUGGCUCUUCUUGGCCCUUAGAAGCGGCCCAAACACCACUACCUUUUAAGAAAAAGCCCUCGUGCAUUUUAAAUCGUGGUAGUUAAUUCCAGGAGAAGCUCCCGCUAAGUCUGUAUGCACGGUUUUAAGUGUUGUAGCGAUAGCACAGACCCCUGAAAGGUGUCACUGUGGGUAGCAUCUGUACCUGGUAGCAGCCUAAAGCCUCACCUUUAGGGAAGGGAGAGAAAACUAGAAACCUGGUGGAAUUAGACAAACAUUUUAAAAGAUGAUGGUGGCAGGGUGCCUUUUAGAAAGGAGUGUCUUUAUGCACGUUUUGCUUUUAGCACAUUUGAGUUUGUGAUUUUAUGUAUAUUAGGGUGUCAAAUGUUUUUUAUUUUUAAUCUUUAAUAAAAAAACCCUGAGUUCACACCGUGGCAUAUAUUGUGUAAUGUGAUGAGCUUCUAACCCGUUUGAAAACAUUUAAAAUAGAGCUCCCUCUUGUUGGCUCUUAACACCAGUAUGUGCAUAUCAUGGAAACAAUGCUGGUAAUUAAGCACUUAAUUCUUCUACUAAGCAUUGUUAACUUAACUAUUGGAAUUCAAAUAUUUCUUUUGUUUAAUUCUAGUUGACACUGAGGUUUAUUGCACGAGCAAGGUCGUACUGGCUGAGGUUGGUCUUAGGCCACAGAGUUUGGGGCUGGUUGGCCUAGAUGCCAGCCUCAAACCUACUCUGCUUGAUCUGCCAUCUGAAGCGUUGCUCACACAUGCACAGCCCUAACUUCAGAAGUGCUAGGCAAAUCCUGGCCUGGGGCAUAACUCACAGGGGGUGGUUUGCUUUUUGAGUGUUUUUUUGUUGGUGGAGAGCAAAAAAAAAAAAGGUCUCGAUUGAACAGAGUGUGCAGUGGAUUUGGAAAGUUCUUUAAUGUUUCUGGGGGCUUGGAGGGGGACCCUUGGCAUUCUGAUCCAUGAGGUUUGAGCCCUCCUGGUUCCUGCUUUGGGGACAUGCCAGGUUAUUUAUGCUGUGAUACAAUACCUUUCAGGGAGCUGUCAUUGUAAAGAGGAAAAAAGGGUCUUAAAUACAUGGAAGUUCCCAAACAUAGAACAAGCAAGAAAGGAAGCAACCCAACAGACCAAGGGACUAGAGCUGUAGCUUUGUUAAUAACCCCACGGAAUAAUAAAAACAGAAACUGAAGCGCUAGCACGGCCUUUCCUUUGCAGUUUUCUUUACCUGAGGUGGGUGUUCUUGUUCAAAGGUGUCCAUCUGAAUGUUUGGUCCUUCUCCUCCCCUGUUGUGCUAAAUUGCCUUUGAACUGGAGGAGAGGGGCAAAGCCCAGCUGAGCAAGGGGAGCAGAGAGCCUCUGUGGUGACCUUUCUGCUUUAGGGAGGGAGGUUGGGGGUUUGGAGUGUAAAUGAAGCCUGGGACACUUGCACCAAAACUAGCACCCCACACACCUGAUGACCUCUUCGACCAAGGCUGCACCUCUCUAGCCCCAGCCCAAGUCCAGGUUUAUUUAUAUCAAAUUCCCUCAGGUCUGACAUCUUUUGUGAUACAUGGCUCUCCCCUCUUAGCUCAGAGCUGCAAGGGCAGUUCACACACAGCCCCUCACCCUGUGCUGG
Ficedula albicollis (Collared flycatcher) is the source of this 2327-nucleotide messenger RNA. RefSeq names its product transcription cofactor HES-6-like. Gene Ontology annotation, biological process: regulation of DNA-templated transcription. The transcript has a single exon. The coding region runs from base 70 to 417 and encodes 115 amino acids. The record is from RefSeq and is a predicted model, not a curated record. Gene Ontology annotation, molecular function: DNA binding. NCBI's taxonomy places the organism in Eukaryota, Metazoa, Chordata, Aves, Passeriformes, Muscicapidae.